AUGAGCAGACUGCAGAUUCCCUCUUUUGGCAGGAGGAAAAAUACUCCCCCAGCCACUCCUGCUGCUGGGGCGACCUCUUCUCCAGCGUCGGCUUCUUCUUCAGCCACCAUAUCUGACACUGUCCCGAGCGCAGUGGCUACUAACCCUGUUGCCAGCGCCCCUGCUGCCAACCAGAACGCGCCCUCCCCAGCUACCAUAGCUCCUGCUGCUGCGGGGGGUGGUCGGGACAAAGAGCGAGGCAAAAGGCCUCAUCCUGACAGUGAAAUCGAUCCGGAGGAGGAGCCUCUCAUUAGAAGGACCCGGGUCUCUGGGCCGGGUACUCUCCUGCACCGAGCGAUCAGAGCUCCUUCUCCCUCUGGGCCUCCCGCAGCUGGUGGCUCUGCUUCUGCUUCGGGCCCCCCUUCUAUCCCCAGCUUACCGCCAUGGGCCCCUCGGUACACCCGAACGGAUGGGACAUUCGUGAAACCGAACGAGACCAUGCUGAAGGAUGGCCAGACCGCUAUGGCCUACUACAGGAGCAUGUGGACUCCGAAGGACCUUGAGGCGGCAAAGGGUCUUUCCCAGAAGGACGUGUUCAGUCGCUUUCCCCAAUCUGCUAUGGAGACAUUGUUCGGGAUGAUGGCCAUGCAGAAGCAGGUGGAGAUGGGGAACGCCAGGGCCCGAAAGUAUUCUGACAGCCUGGAGGUGGCUAAUAAAGAAAACGACCUCCUUGCCAUGAAGAAUACCGAGGUGCUGGUUCGGCUUGACAAAGCCGAGCAAGAGAGAGAUGUCCUGAAGAAGGAGAAUGAUUCCCUUCAGGAUGAGAAGGACGCCCUCCAGCUUGAGAAGAGCGUCUGGCAGACUGAGCGGGAAUCAAUCAGAGAAGAGAAGGCAGAACUCCAGCGCCUUCUAGCUGAUGAACAGUCUGCUCGGAUGGCUUUUGAAAAAAGAGCUCUCGACGAGCCUACCGCUCUGAUCGACGCGAUCAUUUACUUGACCUCCUGGGAUGUGAAAGUUUCUUUGGAUACAGAAUGCGUAAUGGAUUAUCCAGGAAUAAACAUUGAAUGCAGGACAAACUUGCAGUAUAUCAAUUGGUUUCUGCAUAUUCAGAUAGAACUCGCCGCUAUCUCCCUUUUUCGCAUCAAAGUGAGAGCCUUAUGUGGGAUCCUCGGCAAUAACAUGUCUGCUAGAUCCAUAUUACGUUUGUUGGAUCUCUGUUUAAAGGACAGUUACACCUCUUACGAUCAGGGUUUGGAGACAGAAGUAACAUUCAUCCAAUCUUUAGAAAAUGAAGAAGCUGAAGAUUCAAUCUGCUUCUGGGAGAGGAGGGAAAACAAUCUACUUCUGGGAGUAAAAGAUAUACCACAUAAUCACAAUGAUGUGUCAAACAUGUCUGUAUGA
Molecule: messenger RNA, 1380 nt
Organism: Cornus florida
Lineage: Eukaryota; Viridiplantae; Streptophyta; Magnoliopsida; Cornales; Cornaceae
Exons: 7
Coding region: 1-1380 (459 amino acids)
Source: RefSeq, a predicted model, not a curated record